Molecule: messenger RNA, 897 nt
Organism: Saccharomyces kudriavzevii IFO 1802
Lineage: Eukaryota; Fungi; Ascomycota; Saccharomycetes; Saccharomycetales; Saccharomycetaceae
Gene: FIG1
Product: Fig1p
Exons: 1
Coding region: 1-897 (298 amino acids)
Biological process (GO): conjugation with cellular fusion
Cellular component (GO): mating projection tip; membrane
Source: RefSeq, a predicted model, not a curated record
AUGGUGGCUGUUUCAGUAAUUUGGUUUUUCACCAAACGUAUGCCUAGAGUAUUUGCUUUGAUUUUCAACUUGGUUUCAAUAUUUCUUUUGAUCUUUCUUUUAAUCGGCUGCUAUAAUUCCUCAAAUCAAUCAACCUUCUUAGUCAAAUAUACAUUUGAUGGCAACUCACCCUUUUAUUCAAUCAUAGAAAAGUCAUAUGAAAAAUCAAACACGACAUUAGGUCUGGAGAAAGUAAUUAUAAGAUCUGGUUACAUGGGUGUCUGCAUCGACAACAUCCCCUCCCAAUAUAGUGCAUAUAAUAACAUGGUGACAUUUUCCAAUACGAUUUGUUAUCCAAGAAAGGAUUUAAGCUCUGUUCCUUUGUAUAAAGAUUUGGAGAUUCAACUAUCCAAUAUUGCAUCUUCCAGUUCUAAAACUCAGUCAAGUGUUGUUCUAAACAUUUUGAAAUUGGCUCAACUAACAUCCGUUAACGUUGUACAUCCAUACGUUUUGAUGGCAUCUGUAAUCUUAACGAUCCUAAUGUUUUUAUUCAUUCUAUACGCAGUCGUCCCCAAACUACCAUUCAAACUUGCUGUUAAUAAAUUUCUUUUGUUGCUGAGCCCAGUUUUGGUUUUGAUUUGGGGAAUUGGUGCUAUCUGGACACAUGUGGGUAUAAAUGCCAGUUAUAGAUUAAUUCCCUCUGCAAGCAUGAAUAUAAUUUCUGUAAAGAAAGGUAAGAAAGCAGCGACAAUGGCUUGGUUUAGUUUUGCAUUUCUGCUAAUAGACAGCAUUAUUCUAUGGCUAAUAUUUCUGAGGGACAGAAAAAGCUUGAAGGAUGAAAUCGAUAACGUCCCAUGCGCACAGAAUAGAUAUAACAACUAUUCCUCGGAUUCAUCCACAUUACAAUCUAAGGUAUAG